Mus caroli (Ryukyu mouse) is the source of this 1401-nucleotide messenger RNA. It is a transcript of the gene Fam177a1, whose product is annotated as family with sequence similarity 177 member A1. The record is from RefSeq and is a predicted model, not a curated record. Lineage: Eukaryota; Metazoa; Chordata; Mammalia; Rodentia; Muridae.
CCCCGCCCCGCCCUACCCAGCGCCUGCGAUCCAGGCGCGCCUUCGCCGGGAGGGUAGAUUGGGUUCUGCAGCCUGGGCGGCCUGAGCGACCCGGUAGGAUCCUUCCUGCGGGCGGUGGGGAGCGUUCCUCGGACUAACCUCCGUGUCGUCGCUGCCGGGGUCGGCGCUGACGAUGGAGCGUGAGUCGGGAUGCGCGGCGGCGGGAGAGACCGAGGCAGCGGCCGCCACGGCGUUCGGAGACGCGACACGGCAGAUAAGUAAUGAAAGAGGAUUUGAGAACGUAGAACUGGGUGUCAUCGGGAAGAAGAAGAAAGUCCCGAGGAGGGUCAUCCACUUCGUCAGCGGAGAGACGAUGGAGGAGUACAGCACUGACGAGGACGAGGUGGACGGCCUGGACAAGAAGGACGUGCUGCCCACUGUCGACCCGACAAAACUUACCUGGGGCCCCUACCUAUGGUUUUACAUGCUGCGGGCCGCCACAUCAACCCUCUCAGUGUGUGACUUUCUUGGAGAGAAGAUUGCAUCAGUUUUGGGCAUCAGCACCCCAAAAUACCAGUACGCCAUUGAUGAGUAUUACCGGAUGAAGAAGGAGGAGGAGGAGGAGGAAGAAGAAAAUAGGAUGUCAGAAGAAGCAGAAAGACAAUACCAACAAAACAAGCUGCAGGCCGAUUCCAUUGUACAGACAGACCAACCAGAAACAGUGUCGUCCAGCUUUGUGAAUAUUAAUUUUGAAAUGGAGGAAGACUGUGAAGCAAUUAAGGAAAACAAACAGCGUCCAGUCUCUGUCCCACCAUAGAACGAAAUGACUGUAUAUAAAGUGUUACACCCCAAACUUCUCCAGUCAGGAGCUUUUUAUGUUUUUAGUGGGACUUAAAACAACUGUUUAUAUUUUAAAUUAUUACAGGAAACCUUCCUUCCUUCUUAUGCUGUAUCUAUUACAGUGAGGUCUGACGUUGGGGUGCUUUUGAGUUAGUGACCCCCCAAUGCUGAGGGGCAAACCCAGGGCUCCUUUCACAGACACUCACCAGCCACGCCCUCGAUCCUAAGCCCAGGGCUGUGAUUUUAAGACCAUCUUUUAUAAAACACAAAGGACAUUUAGCCAAGCACGGUACUACAUGCCUUUAAUCUUAGCACCAGGUGAGUUUACAGCCACCCUGGUCAACAUAGUGAGCUCCAGCCUAGCCACAUGGUGACACCUGGCCUUAAAAACAGAAACUGAAGGCAUUCUACAUUAAGAGAGUGAAGUAAUUCAUUAAGAUUUUUGGUUUGGGGGCAUUCGGAGUUGUUUUUGUUUUCUAAAGUAUUGACUAAUCAUUAAUAAUCCUACAGCCUCAGUAUAAAGUACCCCUAGAGUUUACACAAGGAGGGUUCAGAAUGUAUAAUAAAAGGAGCAAGAUGGAA